Molecule: messenger RNA, 3527 nt
Organism: Pristis pectinata (smalltooth sawfish)
Lineage: Eukaryota; Metazoa; Chordata; Chondrichthyes; Rhinopristiformes; Pristidae
Gene: pstpip1a
Product: proline-serine-threonine phosphatase interacting protein 1a
Exons: 15
Coding region: 286-1500 (404 amino acids)
Biological process (GO): actin filament polymerization
Cellular component (GO): plasma membrane; actin filament; cytoplasm
Molecular function (GO): actin filament binding
Source: RefSeq, a predicted model, not a curated record
GCGCUUCGCGGGUUGGCAGUGCCUGCAGAACCUCCUCACGUGUUCAUUGUGGUUACUCUGACAUCACCAGCGUGAACGAGAAAAAGUCUUCCCCCCCUCUCUGCAAGGUUGCUACCAACAGAGUGAACAGAAUCGUGCGUUGAGGAAGCAGUAACUUUGAGCUCUGGUCAGAGUGGAGCAAUCUGAAAAUUGUACGUAACAAAGAAAUACAGCAUCGGAUUACCGCCUUUGAAAAGUCUUCUUCUGAGAACGGUCUCACCGGAUCAAACCUUGUACAAAUUCAGUAUGACUCGACUCCGGUUUAAGGACGCUUUUUGGUGCCCAGAGUUUACCAGUUACGUCGGACAUGAGGUCUUACUGGAGCGAUUACGGGAAGGCCGAAAAAUGUGCAAAGACAUGGAGGAACUUCUGAAACAGAGGGCAAUAGCGGAAGAAAAAUACGGAAAGGAGUUGAUGCAUAUUGCACGCAAGGCUGGGGGUCAAAUGGAGCUAAAUACCCUGCGAAUAGCCUUUGACAGCCUAAAGCAACAGUUGGAAAGUGUCGGAAACCUACACAUUCAACUGGGUGCUGAGUUGAAAGAGGAGGCCAAGCGACUGGAGGAUUUCCGGGAGAGGCAGAAGGAGACACGGAAGAAGUUUGAAAAUUCUAUGGAACGUGUACAGAAGAAUAAAGUGGCAUUAUACAAGAAGACUAUAGAGUCAAAGAAAUACUACGAACAGAAGUGCAGAGAGGCAGAUGAGGCUGAGCAAGCCUCAGAACGAGCAAACUCCACAGGAAACCCAAAACAAAUUGAAAAGUGCCAGAACAAGGCUAGGCAAUCUCGUGACACUAUGGGUGAUGCAGAACAAGUUUAUCAACAGAAUAUAGAACAACUCGACAAGGUUAGACAAGAAUGGGAGCAAGAACAUAUCAAAACUUGUGAGGCCUUUCACCAACAGGAGUGUGAUCGUAUCAACAACCUGAGGAAUUCAUUGUGGGUUCACUGUAACCAGCUCUCAUUGCAGUGUGUGAAGGAUGAUGAGCUGUACGAGGAAACUCGGAAGGCUUUGGAGCAGUGUGACAUCGAUGCAGAUAUAGAUUGCUUCAUUCAGAAGAAGAUGACGGGACUGAAUCCCCCUGCUCCCAUUGAGUAUGAGAAUUACUACCACAAGUCAUCUGGGGAAAAUCGCACCGUGACCUCUUCCAAGAAUGGAGGGAUGAUGAAAAGGAUUUCCAAUCUUUUACCUGGCCACAGUUCCAAAUCCAGUAGCAGCAAUUCAGUCAGUGUUACUGCACCACCCCCUGCAGAGGAGUUGUACGCCAGUGUUGCUGUUGUACCACAAGAAAACCCAAACAACUACAGAGUGCUUUACGACUACACUGCUCAGAAUGCUGACGAAUUAGACAUAACGGCCAAUGACGUAAUCCAGAUCACCGAGGAAAAUGAAGAUGGGUGGUGGACGGCGCGUCGUAAUGGGAGGAGUGGUUUGGUCCCCAGCACCUACUUGGAGAAAGCCUGACAGCUCCAGGGUUCAUCCAGCUGCAUGUUUUCUGCAAUAACUUGAGGAACAGUAAAAGUUUUAUGGUGGCAUUGGCCAGCAAGCUGCUUAACUUUAAAGUUUACGUGAGGUAAUUGGGUGAGAACCCACAUAGUUUAAUAUAGUACAUGCUGUUGAUAUGAUGUUCAAUUGUCUGACCUCUAGUAUUUAUCUGUAAAUGUAGAUCACUUAUAGACCAGUAUUGUGGUAAAUUCAUCCGUGAUGAUGAAUACAAUAUAUACAAGUAUAUUGUAAUCUUCAUUCCUGCUGAUCUCAAACUCCCUGGACUUUGAAAUACAUGUGUAUAUUGUUCCCCUUUGAGCCUUGUUAUUUCCCAGUUCAGGUGUGCUGAAAUGCAUUGUAAACUUCCACUUACCCUGGCACUGAGUCCAGCUAUCCAUCUACACAACUCCUGUCUCAGGUGCUUAAUCCAUCACCAACUUGGGAUAGUUUGUGCACAUGUCCUUGCAGGAAUUGCCCAAAAGGACAGGACCAGACUCGCACCUUUAUUUUGUAGAAUAUUUAACAGAAUAAGUAUUAUUUCCUUCCACCCCCUUUGCAUCAUCCAAAGCUUUGGGGUUGAAGGCCUGUGUCCAAGAACCCUGUUACAGUCAUCCAGUUUUUACCUGUGGUUUCCCCUGAAAGCAUCCAUCUGCUGUUGCAAGAGGCUGGUGCUCAUAAUUCCGACUUGAUAGUUGGAUUGACAGCAGACACCAUCGCAGUUGAGUCCUGUUCUGUCUUCAGUCCAAUGUUCCCACACAGGCAUACCCAAGAAGUUAUUUUCCCUGGAGAGUAUCUUGACACACAAACCCUAGGAUUUGUUCUUCCCUAAUCUAGGAUUGCCAAGCCAGCCAUUACCAAUGUGCUCCUUUCCUGCAUUUUCUAUUUUUAUUUCUAAGCCCUUUGGUUUUAUUUUACAGCAAGUGUUUAGUUUUAGAUUAUCUAAGAAUUAUUGUGAUUUCUAGCAGUUAGUUCAUGUAAUAAAUUCCAAAGUCUGAAACACUGACUAUCUUGCAGUUGUCAAGCUACAGCUAUGGUUUUAUGUUGUUUAACAUUGCAACUGUUUGUAGUGACAUUUAAACUGCAAAUCUUGCAGACAGCUAUAGUGUUGCAAAUUUUGUGGCCAUUAAGUGGUGCAAUAGAGAGAGUGUUCUUCCAGCUGCUUUGCAUGUUCUAUUGUUACAAGACAAAACUAUCCAUCAUCUGAAUGUGAACAACUGGUGCAUUAUAAAUGUCAUUGCACUGUUAAAUGCUGCACACAUUUGCUGUACAAAUCAGUACCAAGGGCAGUAUUAAAGUUGUAUUAAAAUUGCAUAUAGUUUUAUAAUAAAUAGUCAGUGACCAUGUGAAAGUGACAAAUUUCUGCAAGCAAUAUUGUAAUUAAAGUAUUAACCAUUGUAAAUAGUUAAGGAGCUAAACUAAUAGAAACUAAACUAGGAAUGUUUAAAACACAAUUCUUUCUCUAUACCUGUCUCACAGCAAAUGCUUAAUAAAAUUGGUUUAGUUUUCUUUUCAGUAAUGAAUGAUUUUAGUUUCUUGAGAAAGCUGCUUGUUACUGGUUGUCAUUGUACCUUGCCUUCCCAAGUGUGUCCAUUGCCAUAGAGUUGUACAGCAUAGAAACAGGCCCUUUAGCCCAACUUGACCAUGCUGCCAGCUUAAUUGCAUUUGCCUGCACAAGGCCCAUCACCCUCUUCUCCUUUCCUAUCCAAGCCAGACCAGGGUAAGAACUGGAAACCUUUUCCUUAAGGGUAUUAGUGAACUUGGUUAAUUAAAUAACUAUCUAAAUUAGACAUCAAUGGAACAAGUUGCCAGAGCAAGUGGUAGAGGUGGGUACAAUUACAAUGUUUAAAAGGCACUUGGACAGGUACGUGGAUAGGUGAAUGAGAUGAGCUUGGAUAGGCAUCUUGGUUGGAGUGGAGUAGUUGAGCCAAAGGGCCUGUUUCUGUACUGUAUAACUCUGACUAUCUCCAACCUUGGAUUGGAUUUGAACUCCCAUCGUAAGAUAUUUC